This is a messenger RNA of Saccostrea echinata, 2046 nucleotides long. RefSeq names its product E3 ubiquitin-protein ligase TRIM56-like. Gene Ontology annotation, biological process: positive regulation of DNA-templated transcription. Lineage: Eukaryota; Metazoa; Mollusca; Bivalvia; Ostreida; Ostreidae. The record is from RefSeq and is a predicted model, not a curated record. Gene Ontology annotation, molecular function: ubiquitin-protein transferase activity; zinc ion binding. Bases 1 to 2046 code for a protein of 681 amino acids. The transcript has a single exon. Gene Ontology annotation, cellular component: chromatin; nucleoplasm.
AUGUCUUAUGAAGGAUUUGAGUCCGACGAGGAAACUCUAACUUGUGCCAUAUGUAAUCAGUUAUUAAGGGAACCCAAACUUCUUCCUUGCCUACAUUCAAUCUGCGCUUUGUGUACAGGCUCAAUAUUCAAUGGAUAUCGAAAAAACAUAUAUUGCCCGAUAUGUAGCGAGGAGUGUUUUGUGACCGAUUGUGAAAGUCUACCAUUGAAUUACUGGUUAAAGAAUGUAAUUGCUACGAUCAAUAUUACAAAAUUUUCCGAGGGAAAAUUGUGUUCUUUUUGUGAAUUUCUGGAUGAGAGAAAUGAAGCAAUAGCAAAAUGUUUGACUUGUGGUGACCUUUUGUGCAAACUAUGCUGGGAACAUCGUCACACGUACACCACCCAAACCAGGGAUCAUCAAGUAGUUUCUAUAGAGGACAUUAAAAGUGGGAAAUAUUACGAGGAAAUUAGAUUACAGCAGAAUAUAAUGUGUCCUGACCACAAGAAAGAGUUCUUCAGGUAUUAUUGCAACACCUGUAAUGAAUUAGCGUGUAAAGACUGUAUGGUCCUGCAGCAUGCAAAACAUGACUUCAUUACUCCAAAAGAGGCCAGGACACAGACUGAAAAGGAUUUAGAAUCAACAUUUAGUGAAGUUAAUGAAAAACUGUUUUCACUAAAAAGUCAAUAUUCUGAGAUGAGUAAAACCUCCAAAGAAAUCAAAGAAAACGAAAAAAUUUUAAGAAUAAAAAUUGAAACAACCUGUAACAGUAUGAUAAAUAAGAUAACAGCCCGAAGGCGAUCUUUAGAGAGGGAGUUGACAAAAGCAUUCAAGCCCACUAAAUCAAUCAUAGAAAGAGAAAGUGAAAGUAUUGAAAACAGAGCUAAUAGUUUGGAAAAUAGCGUUACAUUUUGCAAAAAUCUACUAAAAUAUGGAACAGAUCUUGAAAUUCUUUCACUCCAAAGAGUGAUAAAAGAUAGGUUAUCGAAAAUUUCUUUAACGAAAGAUUAUCCUCCCGUCCAAGACUGUAUGGACGUGAUGCCGAGCUUGGUUGCUUCUUGGAAUGGACCAAACAUGGAACUGAUUUACGAUACUAAAAUAUCAAAAGAGAAACCGGAUUUUUCUAAAUCUAACAGUGAAUGUACAAAAGACAAAAUGGAAAAUGAAAUAAGGAAUAUUUCUCAGAUAACAAAAAUUUCCUUCAACGAAACCUCGGAUAAAGGAACUCAGUGUGAUUUAAUGCAAACUACCAUGGAAAGUGAUUUUCUUGAACGCACUUUUCUGAAAUACCGUUCCUUGUUAGUACAUAACAAUUAUCAACGACCAAAACUUACAAGUAUUGCUUGGAUUGAUGGCGAGUCUUUUGUUGCCGUUGACCAGCAUAAUGGAACGAUUCAAUCUUGUCCAUUGUCAGGUGGAAGUGGGAUAAUGGGGUUAUUGACAAACUGCGUUGCAGUUACAGUUACCAGUUGGUGUAUUGCUGUCAAAACCAGUUCUUCUGCAAUUGAAUUGCUUGACCACAAUUUGUCUUACAAAUAUACAAUUGGUAGUGCCUCUGUUGUCUCAGCAUGUUCGCCACGUUCUCACUUUCUUGCAUUGAUUUCAAGAUCUAGGAUAACAAUUGUUAAAUCAGAAAGUGAGCAAAUCCAAUGUAUAAAAUUUACCGAUAAAUGUGGAAAUUCACUGAAACUUGGACAGCCUCGAUUUGCUUGCCUUCUUUCUGAUGGCAAGUUUGCAAUAUCUGAUUGGGAAAAAGACUUUGUUUACUUAUUUGAUGAAACUGGUCAGGUUUCUCGUGAAGAGUUUUGUUACCCAGGAGCUAUUACCUCCGAUACGAAUGACCAUAUAUACAUAGCAGACUUUUACGAACACAUUAUCAACGUGAUCGAUUUUAAAGGAUCAACGAGAAGAACAAUACAUCUGUCUCCUCACUUGUCCCACCCAAGGAGCAUAUCUAUAAACAUUGACAAUAAACUUGCGGUUGCAUUUGAAAAUCAAGUCGCAUUGUUUCAACUGAAAGCUAUAAGUUCUCACCAUGAAGAAGAAACACGGGACAAUCAAUCAUGCUGA